AUGUCCGGAUACGUCAGAAUGGGCCGCGGGGGUGCGGGCAACACUUUCACCCAAACCGAACUCGAGAAAAAGGAGGAGGAUAUCGAGGCCCAAGAGCCCAAAACUGCGCAUAACGACGUUGGCGUCGAAGAGACAUCCCCGCCUGGUCCUCCGGCAGGGUACAAGCACAUGGGCCGCGGCGGCGCCGGUAACUGGUUCGUUCCCUCAGAACUCGCCGGCGGCGUUCUCUCCGACCAAUCUGAAGCGCCAACGCCCGAGCCGCCGGCCGAGCAUGCUCAGUCCGUACGGAUAUGGCGAGGUCGGGGUGGCGCGGGAAACUAUGCUGCUGAUGCACCGCAACAAAUUGAGGGUGUCGAGAAGGCGGAGGCGGAGUGGGCAAAGGCCGAAGAAGCGAAAGUUAAGGCGGAUGUGGAGCAGACGUUACAGAAGCCCAGGCAGGCGCACAUGAAGAAUGGGGAGAAAGCAGACCCUGAGCUUGGGUGGAGGGAGGCAGGGUUGUAG
This is a messenger RNA of Morchella importuna, 501 nucleotides long. RefSeq lists its product as uncharacterized. NCBI's taxonomy places the organism in Eukaryota, Fungi, Ascomycota, Pezizomycetes, Pezizales, Morchellaceae. The record is from RefSeq and is a predicted model, not a curated record. The coding region runs from base 1 to 501 and encodes 166 amino acids. The transcript has 3 exons.